Messenger RNA from Haliotis rubra (blacklip abalone), 2258 nucleotides. RefSeq lists its product as uncharacterized. The record is from RefSeq and is a predicted model, not a curated record. Bases 1 to 552 code for a protein of 183 amino acids. The transcript is spliced from 3 exons. Lineage: Eukaryota; Metazoa; Mollusca; Gastropoda; Lepetellida; Haliotidae.
AUGUACAUAUACCUGCGCCCCCACUGCAGUCCCGCAGAGCAUGGGAGGCAGCAGCAGGAACGUCAUGAUGUUAACAAAACUGCACGAGCUAUCUCACAAUGUAUAUUUCCAAUCUGGACUAAGUAUGUAUCUGGCCAGUUUCGAGGUUAUGUCAAUGUCAAUCCUCGGACCCUCCUUCCCCGACCUCCAGAUGAUCUACCACAUGUCUCUGUCUCAGAUCAGUGUCAUGAUGCUCGUCCUGUAUCUCGGAACCCUCGUGGGAGCAAUGGGUGCAACUUACAUCUUCUCCAGACACCAAGCCAAGGCUGCCAUAUCUGUAUGCUUGUUCAUCAGUUCGGUCACGCUGACCUUAGUACCAAUAGCUGGUUCAUAUGUGCUUCUCCUGUGCGAUGUGUUCGUCCUAGGCGCAUCUCUGGCAGUGCUAUCAACGGGUGGAUAUUGUCAGAUGCACGCGUUGUGGCCCUCCAGUCCUACCUGCUUUCAUGUGUUGGGUUUAGGUUUUGCCGUUGGGGGUAUUAUAUCUCCUUUCCUCGUUGUGCCAUUUCUUGGUGAUUCGAGGUUACUCCCGCCAGUGCUUAACGCCACCGAUAGUGGUAGCCAUAACAAACACAUCCCUACAACGUGGGACCAUUCUUGGAACCUUACAAUGUAUUCCAAUGACACUGAUCUCACUGUAGAAAACGGUUCCAUGUCUCAGAACAUUUUGAUAGACGGUAAUACGACAAGAAAAGGCCGUAGUACUGAGCUGGUAAUCCCUUAUGCCUUGUUAGGUUCUUUGAACAUCAUACCAUGUGUAAUAUUUGUAUAUUUGCAUAUUUUUCCAAGUAAACCAUAUGCAUUGCAAGUUUCUUCACACGAGCCUAUACCAGAAACUGAGACACCUAGAAGCUACACCUUGUAUUCUUGUAUAUUCACCACCGUAAUAGUGAUAUACUCCGCCCCUGCCUAUAGCAUAGGGCUGACCUUUGGGCAAUAUCUGGUGACGUUUGGAUUGGAAACAGGGCUUGAUCUCAGUGUCCAGACUCUAUCAGAAAUGACCGGGAUAUUUUGGCUGUCAAUGCUAAUUGGGAAAUCCAUAGUGUUGUGUCUAACAAAAUGGGUGAGUCAGGCGAAGAUAAUGUUUGCAGGGAUAUCUGGCCUCACUGUGACGCUGGUUUUAUUAUGUUUAUGGGCAGUAAACUCAAUCAUUGGAUUAUGGAUCACCUCCAUAGCUUUUGGUGCCAUGUCAGGAUAUUACUUUAAUUGUUCAGCAGAAUGGGGUCGACAGGUUGUUGAGUUCCCUCCCUUUGUUAUGUGUUUGUGCUGUUUUGGCGAUAGAGUUGGGACAUUAAUUAUAGUAUACCUCUGUGGAAUACUUAUGGAUACAUAUGGACAUAUGUUCUUUGCUUAUGUGUUGAUGUCUGCGUUGUCUCUGAUGUGGAUCCUAUUGUUGUGUAUGGGUAUGUUAUCAAGAAUAUUGGUGGGAGCAUAAGAUGAGAGACUCCAUGUGUACAUUCCGCCAUUGUGAAAGUGUGUGUACCAUGGUCAGGGUGCCGUUGUACAAAACAACCUUAGUGCUAAGACUACCUGAAGUCAAUGUUAAGGUAUUGGAGCUACGGUCAUCUUAGCGCUAAGGUCGCUCUGUACAACAGCACCAAGGUCCAUAGAGUAACCAAUCAUUGUAAUGGGUGUUAAAUGAACGUUGUGAAUCACAGCCAAAGCAGCCUUCAUAAUAUGUUAAGUUACCUCCAUCGUACUCCAACACCAGUGUUGACAGUAGUGAGGGAGAUCACGCUUGAAAUAAGGGACAUAUACUAAGCAUUUUUCAUUCGAUCAGCUAUGUGGUUUUAUAUACAUAGUUCCUUGGUUACAACAGAGGUAACCUUGGUUACAACAGAGGUAACUGAUUGUUGUUAACGCUGCUUGUAAGCAAUAUUCAUUCUAGACCGAAAACACUUGGGCAACGACCCAGACCACCCGGUUCCCAGUUCAGUCAAUAAGAAGGCUGCCGAUGACAAUGCAAGUGUCAAACGAUGUUCUACUGAUAUUAGACCAGAACUAUUGUCAGCGGCGCAAUAACACACAACGCACCAUUUAUGAAUGUGUGGCGUCAUUCGGCUACCUAUCACAUCCCCAAGGUGACUCUCCACUAAGAAGUUUCUGCCACACGUGUGUGUCAUCAAGGCGAAAACGAUCAUGCAAACUAGACAGGAUUAUAGAAUAUUUAUAAAACACGCUAAAACUACGAUGUUGCAACGUACAUAAAGACAAUUUUACUU